AUGGAGGUUGAUUUAACUAUAAAAGAACGUUUAACAAAAGCUAAUCAAACUCAUUUACUUGCCUAUUGGUCUGAACUUAAUAAUGAACAACAACAAACAUUGUUACAUGAUAUAAAUGAAAUUGAUUUUGAUCGUGUAACAAAAGCUUAUAAUAGUAUUAAACAAGAAUUAUUAUCAGAUACAACCAAUUCAAAUAAAGAGAUAAAACAAGAAUGUAUUGAUGAUAUUAUGGAACCAGUUCCUGACACUGUUACUGGAUCUAUUAAUGAAACAACUAAAGAACAAUUGGAAAAGUAUCGUCAACGAGGUUUAAAAGCUAUUGCAGAAGGUUCCGUAUGUGUAUUACUACUCGCUGGUGGACAAGGAACUCGUCUUGGUGUUGAUUAUCCAAAAGGAAUGUAUGAUGUUGGUUUACCAUCUAAGAAAACAUUGUAUCAAAUUCAAGCUGAACGUAUUCGUCGAUUAGAACAAUUAGCUAAUGAAGAAUUUCAAACAACUACAUCAAUUAUUCCAUGGUUUAUUAUGACAAGUGAACAUACUCAAGAACAAACUGAAAAAUAUUUACAUACAAAUAAUUAUUUUGGUUUAAAUCCAAAUAAUAUAAUUCUUUUUGAACAACAUUUAUUACCUGCAUUAGAUUUUCAAGGAAAAAUUUUACUUGAUGAUAAAUAUAAAUUAACAAAAGCAGCUGAUGGCAAUGGUGGUUUAUAUCGUGCAUUAACAACGAAUAAAAUAUUAAAUGAAAUGGAAAAACGUCAUAUUAAAUAUAUUCAUGUUUAUUGUGUAGAUAAUAUUCUUGUUCGUCUAGGUGAUCCAGUUUUUAUUGGAUUUUGUAUAGAAAAAAAUGCUGAUUGUGCAGCAAAAGUAGUUAAAAAAGCAUUUGCAAAUGAAGCUGUUGGUGUUAUAUGUAAAGUACGAGAUCGUUAUCAAGUUGUUGAAUAUUCUGAAAUUUCAGAAAAAACAUCACAAAGAAAAAAAUCUGAUAAUAAUGAUGAAUUAUUAUUU
Adineta steineri is the source of this 1005-nucleotide messenger RNA. Lineage: Eukaryota; Metazoa; Rotifera; Eurotatoria; Adinetida; Adinetidae. The record is from the annotation of a GenBank genome assembly.